AUGAGGAAACGGCCUCAAGGUGCACCAAGAGAGGCUCGGGCUGGACACCACGAAGAAUUUUUUAACUUAAAGAAGAAUUCUUUCUUGGACAUCGGGAUCGGCUGCCCAGGCUGCCGGUGGAGCCACCGUCCCUAGAGUCACCGCUACACCCUGAGGUGCUGCAGGAAACACUGGAGGCAUCACUCAGUGCAACAGACCGCUCCCCCCGAUCUCCACAGUCCGUGCCACGCUAAUGAACUCUGUGACUUCUUCAUUACCUCGGCGACCCCUCCGAUCGCCACGCUAAUGAACUAAUAACUAUUUAAUUAACCUGGCGGCCUCCGAGGGGCCCCGCCCCGCGCAGGCGCGCUGCGCACGCCGCCCCGCGCACGCGCCGCCCCGCCCCAGCAAGACACAAGAUGGCGGCGGCGACGCGCUGCGCCCGCGGGCUGCCAAGGGCAGGCCAUGGAAUUUCUGUCCUGACUGCAGCACCGUCGGUGUUGCAGCAGCACCGGCAGGUCCAUCACGCCGUGAUCCCUCAUGGGAGAAGUGGAAGAUCCUCUGUCAGUGGCAUUGUGGCCACUGUCUUUGGAGCCACAGGUUUCCUGGGACGAUACGUUGUCAACCGCUUAGGUCGCAUUGGCUCUCAAGUCAUCAUCCCCUAUCGCUGUGAUCAGUAUGACCUGAUGUAUCUGCGGCCCAUGGGAGACCUGGGGCAGCUUCUCUUCAUGGAGUGGGACUGUAAGGACAAAGAUUCCAUCCGAAGAGCCGUGGAGCACAGCAACGUGGUCAUUAAUCUGAUCGGAAAGGAAUGGGAAACAAAAAACUUCAAAUUUGAAGAUGAAUUUGUAAAUAUUCCUCAAAGUAUCGCACAGAUAAGUAAGGAAGCUGGUGUGGAAAAAUUCAUUCAUAUCUCUCACCUGAAUGCAAACAUGAGGAGUCCUUCCAAAUACCUCAGGAGCAAAGCUGUUGGAGAGAAUGUGGUGAGGGAAGAAUUUCCAGAUGCUGUAAUUUUGAAGCCCUCUGAGAUGUUUGGGAGAGAGGAUCGAUUUCUCAAUCAUUAUGCAAAUAUGCGUUGGUUUGGUGGUGUGCCUCUUAUUUCUCUGGGCAAAAAAACAGUCAAGCAACCAGUCUAUGUGGUUGAUGUAGCAAAGGCAAUUAUUAAUGCAAUUAAGAAUCCUGAUGCAAAAGGAAAAACAUAUGCCUUGGCUGGCCCUCACCGGUACCUCCUGUACGACAUGGUCGAGUACAUCUACGCCAUUGCCUACUACCCCUUCAUUCCCUACCCGCUGCCACGGCCUCUCUACCAUUUAGUUGCAAGAUUCUUUGAGAUGAAUCCAUUUGAACCAUGGUUGACACGGGACAAGGUGGAUCGGUUUCACACGACAGACAUGACAUUUCCUGACCUGCCUGGUUUUGGGGAGCUGGGGAUUGAACCAACCCCCCUGGAACAAAAAGCCAUCGAAGUCCUGCGCCGUCACCGCAGGUUCCGCUGGCUGGACGCUGAGCUGGAGGAAGUGAAGCCAAAAACACAGCCCAUGUAACAGCUGGCAAGAGGACACCUUAAACUGCCUUUGGAUGACCCAACUUCUUUGGAGAACUGUGUACAUACUGAGUAAAAUGUAUUAAUCAUGUAAA
Messenger RNA from Prinia subflava (tawny-flanked prinia), 1617 nucleotides. It is a transcript of the gene NDUFA9, whose product is annotated as NADH:ubiquinone oxidoreductase subunit A9. The record is from RefSeq and is a predicted model, not a curated record. Gene Ontology annotation, molecular function: protein-containing complex binding. The transcript has 11 exons. NCBI's taxonomy places the organism in Eukaryota, Metazoa, Chordata, Aves, Passeriformes, Cisticolidae. The coding region runs from base 399 to 1523 and encodes 374 amino acids. Gene Ontology annotation, cellular component: mitochondrion.